This is a messenger RNA of Pangasianodon hypophthalmus (striped catfish), 8333 nucleotides long. RefSeq names its product protein c-Fos. Lineage: Eukaryota; Metazoa; Chordata; Actinopteri; Siluriformes; Pangasiidae. The coding region runs from base 3409 to 4419 and encodes 336 amino acids. The record is from RefSeq and is a predicted model, not a curated record. The transcript is spliced from 5 exons. Gene Ontology annotation, biological process: regulation of transcription by RNA polymerase II. Gene Ontology annotation, molecular function: RNA polymerase II cis-regulatory region sequence-specific DNA binding; DNA-binding transcription factor activity, RNA polymerase II-specific. Gene Ontology annotation, cellular component: nucleus.
UACAUGUGUGUGUGGGUCUGUGUGUGUCUGUGUGUGUGUACUUCUGAUAUCACACAAACACACCAUCACCUGAUAACACUUGUAGUACUUGGCCGGAGCUCAUAUCCAGAGAUAAGAGAGUUACAGAAGUGACUUGUUGUCACCGUGUUGUCUUUAUCAUAUGCAGAAAAAAAUUCAGGGUGAGUCCGAUCCGUAGACCGAACUUCUGGAUGUGAAUUCUGUAGGAAGUUCUUCAGGAACAGGUAGGUUUGUUAUUAUUAUUAUUAUUAUUAUUAUUAUUAUAAAAAAAAAUCCUUUGACUGAUGAAAUCUUUUUUGUGAUAUGCAAAUUAGCACAAUGCAUGUUAAUCAUUUUCCCAUUUCAUUUUGUCUCAUUUCCAUAUUUACAAUAAUUUUUUUUACAAGGAAAUUCUAAUAUAUUGGAUGAAAUCUGAUCCUGUGGUAAGAAAGUUUCGUUAGGAUUUUUGAUUUUUAAUAUCUUAAGUAGUGAGUAGUUUAUUCAAGCAACUAUGCAGUGUUUUUAAAUAAUUCAACACAUUUUGUUAAACUGUGAUGUGAAAGCCUGACUAUUUGGUUUGUUGUUUAAAUUUAAAACACACUCUGAGUGAAAUCUGUUUGUAAUUUUUUUGCGAUAUGCAAAUUAUCACAUACGUAAUAGUCGAUUGUUUUGUGAGUCUUAUUUAAAAACUUUGUGAAAAGAAAAUGAGUAGUGAGUAGUUUAUUCAAGAAACUAUGCACAAUAUAGAAAUACGUAUGUAAACUGUUUUUAAAUAAUUCAACACAACAGUUUGUUAAACUGUGAUGCGAAUGCGUGACUAUUAGAUUUGUUGUUACAAUUUUUACUUUACUUUUUCAUACUUUCUUUAUUUUCUCAUUUUCAUGAUGGGCAAAUUAGGACAUAUUUAACAAACAUUGUUUUUUCUUCUUGUAUUGUUUUAAGUUCUAUACUUUUAAAUUUUAAAGGAUGCAUGUUUUAGAGAGGUGUUUGGGAUGAGAAAUAUUCCUUUACCAUAUUCUGCAGUCAUUCCCAAGAUAUCUGAUCUUAGUUUAGGCAAAAGUAGGCAUAAGUUUUGUCCUAACAGGAUUAUAACAAACUGUCUUGUGCAGGAAAGCUGUAUCCUGGUCUGUAAGAAGAGAUUAUACUUUUCAACAUCUCAGGAGAAAAUCAGUGAAUGAGUUCAGAAGCAAAUACCUUUUAUUUCUCCUUCCACCUAAAUGGAAAGAAGUGCAUUUUAAAAGUGUGAUGUAUGAUAUUUACCCAGCUAAGGAAUCUCUAAGAAUAAGAUUUAAUGUCAAAAUUCAUGCCAUAAUCGUAAUAAUAAUAAUCAUAAUCGUAAUAAUAAUAUAUAAUGAUCGUAAUAAUGACAUAGAAACAUUUAUAUAAUCGUUAUCAUAAUAAUGAUAGAGAAACUGUUGAACGUUUAUUUAUUUAAUUUUUAAAGUAAUUUGGUUAAUCCACUUUGUAUUGAUUUAUAUAUUUGGAUGAAACAAACAAUAUUUCUAUUUUACCUGUAAUGAGAUGUAAUGUGGUGAAAUCUGGAGUAGUUUUAGAGGCUGAAAGUGUAAACUUUGUUAUAAACUGUUUAGUUCUUUUGUUAGAAUAAUUUUCACAACUGAGACUUUAUGUCUUUAAAAAGGAGCUAUCUUUAUAUACAGAGGCUUUGAGGGGAUGAUGGGAAAUGAUAAUGCCAGGAAAUGAUUUGAUUAGUUUCACCCUUUACAGUAUAUUGUUGUAAUUUUAUUAUAAAUAUAUUUUCUGUGUGUUGAUUGUGUUGUAGUGAGUGUGUAGCUGUUGUAAUCACUGUAAGUCAGUCAGUAAUUACUUACAUUUGCACAUGUGUUAGUCUUUAAUGUUCUGUUCAAGUCUGAAUGCAGUAAAUAGAUCAAUAAAUUGAUAAAUAAAUAACUAACUGGAGGUGUAAUGGAGGGAUUCCGGGGCGGACUGACCGACACUCACGCGCCCAGACCGGCCAGGGGGCGUGCCGGGGCUGCCGGGAAACACUUGGACCGAACACAAGAAACUAAGAAGUCUCUGUUUUCACACACACACAAAUGACCUCAUGUUUUAUUUCAGAGAAAAGUCGCCAUUAUCUCAGCGGCUGCACACUUCCGCUUCCUCACGCCAUGACAGGAAGCGCGAGCCGUGCAGGCGCGAGCCGCUUAAACAACAGAUUUAUUAUUUAUUCAAUCAUUCAUUCUUUUUAUUGAAACACAGAGUAUGAUUUAAAACACUGUCCACCACUUCAGCACUACAGUGACAACUCUGAACAGUCGUGUGGUGUGUGUCGUUUCUAAAUUCAAGUCCGACGACGAGACAAAAAUAGCCACAAACGGCUCAUCUCUGCCGCAAUGGCGCCUCGCCGGAAACACCAAACAUGGUCACAAGUGGCACGCAGAGCGCGCGCGCUGCGCUCUGAUUGGCUGCCGUGCGCCGCGUCUUGUGAUUGGCUCGCGUGCGUCUUGUUGCUGCAGCACUUUGUGCUUCUCCAUCAUGCAGUGUGUUAAAAAAAUACAGAAAAAUGAUAGCAAUAAUCAUUUAUAUUCCGCAUCCUGAGCCGAUUAAAUGACUCAAAGCACCAAAGGAACAACAUAAUCUAUAUUUUUAUUUAAAAAGAAGUAUUCUAAUUAUAAUUUUGUGAUGAAUAUAAAGGUUUAAGGCACACAUAUCUGACCUGUAUGCAUUAUUAUGAGUGAAUAAUGCAGUAAAAUUCUGAAUAUAUGUCACUAACUGUGAAAUAUUGACUUAGUAUGAAUGCCUGGUUGUCUAUUAAAGCACAUGCAUGUGGCCUGUAUGUCAUUUUUUUUAAAAAUUAUUAUAACUGUAAUAGAAUAAAAGACACAGCUGUACUGAUACUGAGGUGUCUUUACAAAUAAAAGCAAGCUAGUAAUGUGCACAUGUGCAUCUAUGAUGUAAUUUAUAUUCAUUUUCCCUUUACAUUGUUGUUAUUAUUCUAAUAAUUAAUAUAAGUAUUGCAAAAAUAAAUAAAAAACCCACAUAUACACACAUAUACACACAUAUACACACAUUUGGGUGAUUUUAUUUAUUAUGGAUCACAUGCACAGCAUGCAAGUGCAAAAAAAAGGGAACGUGACAUGAUAUUUCUACACCUCCUCUCUUAUUUUAAACACCUCACCCCCCCCCCUCCUCCCCCCAUGAGCUCAGGGUGGUACAGUCCGGUCUCACAGAUUUCAUUCAUAAAAUUGUCGCUUCACUACAGAAGCGCAGGAGCGCCGGAGCUGUGCGGAUUAGUGCCCUGCUGAAUUCCAGCUCAACCCUUUACAACAUUCAAAAACAAGCAAACAACAACCAAAAAACACCUCCUGUAUCAUCAGCACACGUGCUGCAGCCGAUAGUGUAGAAUCACUGUUGCAGGAUUUGAUUGCAUUUUUGUUAUUUUACAAUCAGAAGAUGCCUAAAACCGGGUCCUCGUCUCGCGGCCAGCUGUCUGCCAAGGAGGCGCUCGCGCAGAGCUCCGACGACGGUCCCUUCGUCCCCACGGUCACUGCCAUCGCCACAGCGCCUGAUCUGAAGUGGAUGGUCUUGUCCACUGACAUUUCAUCAGUCGAUCCCUGCAGCGAAGACAAGCAGAAGAAGACACACACACCUCAGAAGAAAGCACACACACCUCAGAAGAAGACACACACCCCUCAGAUGAAGAGAGAACCCGAGACGGGUCCCGGGUUCUCAGUGGGCCGGAGGAAAGCACAGAAAGAGCAGCUGUCUCCAGAGGAGGAGGAGAGGAGGAGACUCCGGAGAGAGAGAAACAAACUCGCAGCCGCAAAGUGCAGAAACCGCCGACGCCAACUGACCGACAGUCUGCAGGCCGAGACAGACAGUCUGGAGGAGGAGAAAGCUGCUCUGGAGGCUGAGAUCAGCGGUCUGAUGAAGGAGAAAGAGCAGCUGGAGCUUCUGCUUAUGUCCCACAAACCACACUGCAAAAUCCCCACUGAGGUGGAGGGAGAGGAGAAAAAAGAGGAAGAAGAGAAAGAGGAAAAGGAAGUUUCUGACGAAACAACUCAGAAAAAGUCUCCGGUUCUCCAUGUCACAUCGGCUUCGACCUCUUCUGUGAAUCUCGAGAAGAUGGCCGCCUCUCCUGUUCCUCUCCACCAGGAGCCCGUGAUCUCAGGAGAUUCAGACGUGCUGCUGUGCUCCAGCGCCGAGUUGGAGCCCUACAUCGACAUCAAGGACGUGGCCAUGGAGGAGCUUGGAUCCAAAAUGGAGUACGAUGACGAUGACAUGGACCUGCUGGUGCCCGACAUCGACCUGAGCGCCUCUCUGGGCCUGAGCGAGUGGGAGACGCUCUACAUGAGCAUGGGAGGAAGUCUAGAGCCUCUGACGUUCGAUUUCACUCAGGCUGAGGAGUGCGAGGGCGGGAAAAUGAAACCUGCAGCCGAAAACUCCACCCUGCUGACGUUAUGAAGAUCUGAGCUGAAGAAGAGACGAGAUUUAUAUACAGCGUGACAAAAGAUUUACUUAUUUCUCUAAUCUCAUUCAACCACUCUCCACCCAAACAUACUAACCCCCAAUCAAAAUACCCUAAUCACCACCCAAAAUACCCUAAUCUCCACCCAAAAUACCCUAAUCACCACCCAAAAUACCCUAAUCGCCACCCAAAAUACCCUAAUCUCCACCCAAAAUACCCUAAUCACCACCCAAAAUACCCUAAUCUCCACCCAAAAUACCCUAAUCACCACCCAAAAUACCCUAAUCACCACCCAAAAUACCCUAAUCGCCACCCAAAAUACCCUAAUCUCCACCCAAAAUACCCUAAUCUCCACCCAAACAUACUAACCCCCAAUCAAAAUACCCUAAUCACCACCCAAAAUACCCUAAUCUCCACCCAAAAUACCCUAAUCUCCACCCAAAAUACCCUAAUCACCACCCAAAAUACCCUAAUCUCCACCCAAAAUACCCUAAUCGCCACCCAAAAUACCCUAAUCUCCACCCAAAAUACCCUAAUCACCACCCAAAAUACCAUAAUCUCCACCCAAAAUACCCUAAUCUCCACCGAAAAAUAACCUAAUCUCCACCCAAAAUACCCUAAUCACCACCCAAAAUACCCUAAUCUCCACCCAAAAUACCCUAAUCACCACCCAAAAUACCCUAAUCACCACCCAAAAUACUCUAAUCUCCACAUAAAAUACCCUAAUCUCCACCCAAAAUACCCUAAUCUCCACCCAAAAUACCCUAAUCUCCAUGAAAACCUACAGAUCCAAACCAAAAUACCCUAAUCUCCAAUUAAAAACAUCCUAAUCUCCAACAAAAUACCACGCAUCCCACCCAAAAUACCCUAAUCUCCACCUAAAUUACCCUAAUGUCCACCAAAUAUAUCCUAAUCUCCACCCAACUUGUAAUCUCUGCCAAAAUACCUUAAUCUCCACUAAUAUGGCCUAAUCUCCAGCCAAAAAAUACUUUAAAAUCCACCAAAGUGGCAUAAAAGCCAAUCAAAAUGUGCCAAUAACUCGAAAUACCCCAAUCUCCACCCACAUACACUAAUGUAUGUCUAAAACACUCAAAUCUACUCCCAGAUUGCCUAAUCUCUUAAACUCUACCCAAAUAACCCUAACCUCCACCAAAAAUACCCUAAUCCCCACUGUAAAUUCCUUAAUCACCCAUUAGGUUUUACAUUUUACAUUUACAAUGUAAAUGUAAAAUUUAAUUUCCUUCCAAAAUGAGCACCCAAAUAUCAUAAUCUCUACCCAGAAUACCCUAAAAUGCCCUAAUCUCCACUCAAAUAUCAUAGUUUCCACCCAAAACACUCCAAAUACUGCUACUGUCUCCAGCCAAAAUACCCUAAUCUCCAAAAAUAUACCCUAAUCUCCACUCAAAACACUCUAAUCUCCACUCAAAACACUCUAAUCUCCAUAUCCUAAUGUCCACCAAAAUUAUCCUAAUCUCCACCCAAUUUCUAAUCUCUGCCAAAAUACCUUAAUCUCCACUAAUAUGGCUUAAUCUCCACCCAAAAUACUCUAAAAUCCACCAAAGUGGCCUAAAAGCCAACCAAAAUGUGCCAAUAACCCAAGUUACCCUAAUCUCCACCCAAAACGCUACAAAUUCCACUCAAAUACCAUAAUCUCCACUCAAAUACCAUAAUCUUCACUGAAAUACCUUGAUGUCUACCCAAAAAUACUGCAAUUUCCAAACAAAAAAUCUUAAUCUGCUCCCAAAAUACGCCAAUCUCCAACUACAAAACCACCCCAAAUGCCAUACUUUCCACCAUGUUAGCAUUAUAUACACGUAAAAUCCAGUCUAAUAACGUUCUGAACCUUAACUACUCUAAUCUAUACCGGGAAGUACCCAGAUCUCCACCCUAAACAGACUAAAUCAUCCCACUUUCACUGAUACUUUACCCAAAUGCCCUAAUCCCCACCCACAGCCAACUAAUAUACCACAAUUUUCACUUCAAAUGGCAUAAUUUAGCCUAAUCACUAACCCACUGGUCUAAUUUUAACCCCUAACAUUCACCCAAAAUGCCACACGGGGCAGUUCUUCACUCUGAUCUCCAGCUGAAUUCUCGGAGUGAAGGGGAUUUUAGAGAGCGGAGGAGGCUCGGCACUUCUGCUCUCCUGGCGUCUUGCCUCUUUUGGGCCUCUGAGCUUUUAACUAUUAUUAUUAUUAUUAUUAUUAUUAUUAUUAAUAUUAACCGUCAAUAGCUGAACCUCUGAUUUUCUAAAAAUAAAUAAAUAAUAAACAGAAAGAAUAGAAUUAUUACUACACAAAGACAUGAACAGUGAUGUGUCGCUGCAUGGCCGUCUUGAUGUGAUGCACUUUUAGAAACUUUACUGUGGAGGUCAUUGAACUCUGAAACACCGUUUUGUCUGUGUAAGGUGAAUAAUAUCUAAGAGCUAUUCAACAUUUUUAAAAAAAAAUAAAACCCCUCAGAAAUGGUUGUUUAGAGAAAGCAGUUUAUAUCAGACGUUACCGAUGGUGUAGCGUUCGGCGAGGUUUGUUUUGUAAGAGCAUUUCUUCCAGAUUGUGCUGUAUGAUAUUUAUCGUAUAUGAGGCUCGUUUAUGCACUUUUGUACUACGUCACUUUCCAUCCAUGUCGGUGUUGAUCUCGUGCUUUAACCUACACCAGGGCUGAUGAUAUAACAAUAUGUAUUGUUGUACAAGAUAUGAAAUUAGGUAUCGUCAGGAAAUUUUGAAUAUUGUAACGUCAGAAAUAUCAUGUUCCUGGCCUUCGAUGAUGCAUUGCAUGAUAACGACCCAAUGAUCCAUUAAUGUACUGGAUUUAAAAAAAAAGGCUUUAAUCUUAACGAUCAUUCACUGGAGAAUGAAGAGCACAACAUCACAAAGUGUCAUCAUCCUGCUAAUCCGUGUGUAACAGUGUGAAACUGUUCUUUUCACAGUGUUAUGAAUAUUGUGAUGAAUAUCUUUAUUGUCAGAAAGUUGUACCUGGAUGUGUUGUUUGUGAUAUAAGUGUGUUGUUGUUAUUGUUGUUGUUGUUCUUCUCAUGUGCCAUAACUCAGUAUGCUUUUUGGUUGGGUUUUAUAUUUUUAUUACCUCAAAUUAUGCCAUGUUUGCAGAUGUGCAAAAAAUAAAUAAAUACAUAUAAUAAUAUUAAGGAAUAAUAAGAAGUGAACUGGAUGGUGGAAAUGACUUUAAUGCAAAAUGUGGGUAUGAUAUUAGCAUGUUAGCAUGGUGCUAUCUCCAGCACUAGCACUAGCAUUAGCAGUAAUAUAUAUUAUAUGAGUAUAAUUGUAUAAUCUGAUGAGUAUAAUUCAUUAUUUUCUGCACAUAUUCCGACUCCAUUUUCAGCCUCACCGCAGCCCACAAGCUACACGGAACCUGUCCGUGCGCGCGCGUGCGUGCGUGCGUCUGACGUAAACGCCUUGCAUCACCACGUAAACGCGCGUCUCUCGUUCUCACCGCUGCUCUUUACUUCCGUGACCAUAUAUAGAAGCGGCUCGCUGUUUUGUUGCCAUGGUGACGCAGGGGCGGGCGCUGGGACAGGCUCUUCCGGGAAAAACACAACAACAGAAGCAAAGCCGAGAAACUAGCUCUGCUUUUGUUUACACUGAAACAAAUUUCUGGUUUUUUUUUUUUGCUUUUAAGAUUUAAAAUGUAUAUUUUAUAACACUGAAGUGUAUAAUAUAAUAGCUAUAUUAUAUGAAAUAACACCAAAGAAAAGAGAAAGUAAAGAAAAAGUAUGAAUUUUGUUGUGCAAGCUACAUCUCUGUGCAUACCAUACCAUAGAAAUUAUAUUUAUACUUUACAUUAUUUAUUAUUAUGUCAAAUAUCAAACCAAAAUGAUGAUGAUGAUGAGUAAAAUUAAUGAUAGCAUAAAUAUCAUUAAUGUCAAGGUCAAGAAUAUAACAGAAUAAUUCACUAUA